AUGGGGCCUCCAAAUGGAGUCGUCUCCUCUGGAGCUGAAGAUGUCCCGAUCCCCAUCGCCCUUCACGCCGACGACGAGAUCCAACCCCCACGGAGCCCUAUUGCCCAGAAGACAACGGCGCUGGACGUGGACACGAUGAAGGAAGUUGGCGCGCCCGUUCCCACCCAUCCCAUACUUUCAAUGCAGGGGGCCUUUGCAGAAUCUAUGCGGGAAGCCUCCGAGAACGCAACGUCUAGCAUACCGAAACCCAAACUUGGGGACGCCGCUGCACGAAGACAGAUCCUCAUCGAGCAAGCAGCCUCUGACGAGACCCAUGCAGCGCGAUGGGGGCAGAGACCCGGCCAGCAGUACCACCCGCUCUGGAAGCUGAUGGCCCAGAUCUCCUUCGGCAUUUACCUGUUGUUGAAUGGCAUUGCGAAGGAUGACGAACAAGUCAUGAGCAUAUUGCAAGGACAUGUGGACGAGGUUGACGAGUUUCUCGAGACAACUCUGGAGGACUUCGAUCUGGCACAAUACGAUAUCACUGAGCGGCUAAGGCUCCUCAAGCUGCCGCUUGAGAAUAUCGACAUUUUCGACGGGAUGCUCGAGGAUCGAGAUUUUCGCUUGCGGAUUAUCACCGGUAAUGAGAAGAUUGAGCACGUUAUAACGAGGACGGAGAGAGCGAUGCGUGACGCGUUGAAGGAUGUACAGCAGGGUAUGGAUGCAUGCAAGGAGUUUACCCUUUACUUGGCUGAAGAGCAGGAUGAGACAUGGAGGGACGAGAGGCCGGAUAUGGAGACGGUAUUCGACGCUAUGAAGGGUAAUGUGGACGGGUGGUGCAAGGCAUGUGGCUCAUUGCAGAAGAAGGGUAAUGCUCUUGGUGUAGCUCUCGUACAACUUGGUUCGAUGGUAGCGGAAAUGGACAGGCGGGCUGGCGAGGUCAGUCGUAAGGCCCGAUUCAGCACUACAUCUGAAUCCUCACCAACAUCACAAGCCGCUUCCUCACCGCCACAUCCUUCGAAACAGACGCGUCAGUCAAUAGUCAGAAUUACCCCGCCAGACGCAGAUAUGACCACAGAAUUUCAGGAGCACAAACAGGACCCCGAGCCAGCAGUCCGCGAAUCUUACUUGGAUCUGGACUCAGACUCAGAAGAAGAAGAAGAAGAGAAGGAAACGGAAUAUAUUCUAGCGCCGCGAACAUACACACCCAUUCCCCCUCGACAACCAUCUCCGGCGCGGGUCCAGCAAGCUACUCCACCUCCGGAAACAAAAUCAAGGAACUCCCUUCGACAACGCUUCUCUCUCAAUCCCAAAGAAGUUUCCCCAGGGAUGCAUAAACAUCCUACAUCGAGAAAUACUAUCAACAAUAAUGAUGACUAUUGGGAUCCUCAAACCGCCAUCUUCUCAGUUGCUGAAAACGUCCAAACUCAUCGCAACAAUCGAACUACCAUCACUAGCCAGCGACACAUACCGCCUAUCACAGUCCCCACCCCCCACGAACUCGAAGCCGUAGUUCCACCACCAUCUCGCGGCAUGGAUUCUGCCUACUGUUCCGAUUUAGAGAAGCCCUUUUCACCGCCCUCAGUCCAAUCUGCCUAUGCGCAGACACCAAACCUGGGCUCCCAUCGAAUUAGUGGUUCUCCACGGAUCGUUGCCCCUCCAGUGAUGAGAGAUCAUGUGCCUAGUCCUCGAAGUGCCCACCAAUUCUUCAGGCCUGUCAACGCAUCUCCGCACUCACCAUUGCAGAGACCCUGGACGGCAGCCCCGGCAAGUCACCACACGCACAAUCAUUCCAACCUCAGUAACCUCUCGAAACUCUCCAAUGGCUCAGCUACCCAUCUCCCUCCACCGUCGAGUUUGGGUAAUCGGCGAGCAGCGCCUAGCGCGAUGGGACUUAGCACGAUGAGCGAUAUCACCACAGUGACGGAGAACGGUCAGAAGCUCAAAAAGAAAAGGAGUGCGUUCGGGUGGUUGAAGAAAGCGUUUGCGUUGAGCGAGGAAGAGAAGCAGGCGUUCGAGGAGAGGAGGCGGCGCACAGAUCAAGAAAAUCUGUACUAUGAGCGGCCUCAACAAAAAUGGAUCGACGGAAAGCGUGUACGCUGA
Messenger RNA from Amorphotheca resinae ATCC 22711, 2082 nucleotides. RefSeq lists its product as hypothetical. Lineage: Eukaryota; Fungi; Ascomycota; Leotiomycetes; Helotiales; Amorphothecaceae. The transcript has 2 exons. The coding region runs from base 1 to 2082 and encodes 693 amino acids. The record is from RefSeq and is a predicted model, not a curated record.